GUUACUGUACAGUAAGAACAUACAAGAAGAACCAACAACGAGUCAGUCGGUCUGUCGUUUGAUGCAACACUGAAAUAUUUUUAUUGAAUCAACACAUCAACUUUUUCGAAAACAUUCCCUGGGAGGAACAACAGAACAAUUCGAUUAUUAUUAGUAAUACAGAACCAUUGCACAAAAAACCGAAGUGAUCUAUUUCGCAAAAGGCGUGCUUAUCUUUCCAUACCAUUCUGAUCCGAUUCACAAACAGAAAAACACAAUGAAAUAUUCCACAACAGCAGCACUACUUGCCAUUGCGAUGUCUGGCGGAUCGGCCUUCACUCCUUCUUUCCGCCGCCAAGAAUCGACGACCAAAACAUACAGUUCUGUUGAAGUUCUUGUGGAGGCACCGCUUGAAGAGACCGUGUCGGCUGAGGUUCUCGAAGCAGACAAAGAGGAUUACGAAGGACCGCUCACUGCAGAGCUGAUCAAUUCUAGAUUGGAGAAACAACUUGCCAAAAUGCGACUGAAGGAUCAAACGUCCAAGCAACUUGAAAAAGAGGUGAGACUUGAUUCGUUCGGAUGCCACUUUUCGUUUCCAGCAUUAUCCCUUUCUCUUGGACACUUAUUUCUAACCUGCAAUUGUAUUAAUCUUCAAUACCAGGACCUGGUCAUCAUUCAUGAAGAUAAAAAUAUUUUAGUCGUCGACAAACCCUCCGGUGUGUUGACAGUUCCAGGCAAGAAUGACAAUCCUUCCUUAGCGGCUAGCGUUCAUGCAAAUGUGAAAAAUAGCUUGCCAACCGGUGAUCACAUGGUUGUCCAUAGGUUGGGAAUGGACACUUCGGGAUUGAUUAUAAUGGCCAAAAAUAAGAACGCUGUUCGGGAACUCAACGGUGUCUUUCGAUCCAGAAAGGUAGACAGGAGAUACGAGGCCCUCGUUGCGGGACACAUUGAAAAGGACGACGGGUUAAUCAAUCUUCCGGUCAUGAGGGAUUACCGAUGCCCACCCUUUGUUCGAAUUUCUACUGAUGAUCAUCAAUGGGCCCUGGUUGACUUGACAGCAGAGGAUGUUGGAAAAAAGAUUCUGGAGGGCCCCAAAGAAAGCAUUACCAAGUAUGAGGUUGUAUCGCGAGAGUUUUUACAAGGCUUUCCAGUAACGAGAGUGACAUUGACGAGUAUUACUGGACGAUACCAUCAGAUCAAUGUACAUUUGGCCGCGUUUGGACAUCCUAUUAUUGGUGACAACGUGUACGGAAUAAACGGCGAAGCCUUGCCGAACGGUGGCUUGACACCAGCCGAAUUGAACGAAUUGAUUCCCAAUCCCAACCGAGCGGAUGACGAAACCCAACUGCUGCUAAAUGAGUCGGUAAAUGCAAAGAAGUUGCCUCCCUGCAUCCACGCCAAAUAUAUCAAAUUCACGCACCCCAUCACGAAGAAAGAGUACGAAUUCAGCACAGACUCUCCAUUUUGACCGAAUAGCGGACAUAUCGGUUCAACAACAGCGAUGUCAUGGGUAUCAGGAAUGACGAAUUGCUGAAUCAGCCAAUCAAUCAGUCAUGCUUCGUUUGUGCACAAAGAGAUGCUUCGAAGGAAAAUAAAGGUACCCAAUAGAUAGGCAGAAAAAGUCUCACAUGACAUUUCUCCAGCAUUCAAAUCGAAAGUCGACUUGACAUCGUCUCUAAACAGUACAGCAUAGGCACUAAACGAUCACACUCUUG
Molecule: messenger RNA, 1694 nt
Organism: Pseudo-nitzschia multistriata
Lineage: Eukaryota; Bacillariophyta; Bacillariophyceae; Bacillariales; Bacillariaceae
Source: the annotation of a GenBank genome assembly